Molecule: messenger RNA, 1062 nt
Organism: Aspergillus oryzae RIB40
Lineage: Eukaryota; Fungi; Ascomycota; Eurotiomycetes; Eurotiales; Aspergillaceae
Product: deoxyhypusine monooxygenase
Exons: 2
Coding region: 1-1062 (353 amino acids)
Biological process (GO): peptidyl-hypusine biosynthetic process
Molecular function (GO): deoxyhypusine monooxygenase activity
Source: RefSeq, a predicted model, not a curated record
AUGGCUUCUUCUGCAGUUGACCAACCUGAGGGAGUGGAUGAGACCAUCCUGACUCUUCGCAAAGUUCUCGUUAAUGAGUCCGAGCCGCUUGCUCGCCGAUUCCGCGCCCUGUUCUCCCUGAAGUACAUUGCUUGUUUGCAACCACCCACCGAGAAGACAUUACCUGCGAUCCAGGCAAUUGCAGCUGGUUUUACGUCGUCCUCGGCUUUGCUGAAGCAUGAGCUCGCAUACUGCUUGGGCCAAACUCGUAAUCCAGACGCAGUCUCGUACUUACUGGAAGUGGUGAAGAACACUGAACAAGAUGCAAUGUGUCGCCAUGAAGCCGCAGAGGGUCUCGGUGCUCUGGGGUUUGAUACUAGUCUGGAUGUCCUGAAAGCCUUGCGGGAUGAUGAGAAAGAAGAGGAUGUUAUUAGGGAGACAUGUGACAUCGCCGUUGACAGAAUUCUUUGGGAGAAUUCGGAAGAGAGGAAGAGCGAGAAACUGAAGCCUAGGUACUACAACCGUUUCAAAUGCCCCCCCAUCUCCACAAACAGUUUUCUGGGAAGUUCUUCUAAUUCCCCACCACUCCCAAUGGCGUCCAGCCAGCCUUCUAUUUCCGACUUGGAAAAAACAUUGCUUGACACAAAGCUCCCUUUGUUCCAAAGAUACCGCGCUAUGUUUGCCCUGCGCGACCUUGCUUCGCCCCCAGAUCUUCCUACAGCUGUCGAAGCUGUCGAAGCGUUGGCAAAAGGACUCAAGGAUCCGUCUGCUCUCUUCCGCCAUGAAGUUGCCUUUGUAUUCGGUCAGCUCUGCCACCCGGCAUCUGUUCCUAGUCUCACAGAAACCCUCAGCGACCAGAAAGAAAUGGGUAUGGUGCGACACGAGGCUGCUGAGGCUCUUGGUAGCUUGGGUGAUGUUGAAGGUGUGGAGGACACCCUAAAGAAGUUCUUGAACGACCCAGAGCAGGUGGUGAGAGACAGCAUUAUUGUGGCUCUAGAUAUGGCGGAGUAUGAGAAGAACGGGGAGAUGGAGUAUGCGUUGGUGCCGGAUUCAGCAGCCCCUGCUGCUGUAUCUGCUGCUUGA